Messenger RNA from Durotheca rogersii, 533 nucleotides. RefSeq lists its product as uncharacterized. NCBI's taxonomy places the organism in Eukaryota, Fungi, Ascomycota, Sordariomycetes, Xylariales, Xylariaceae. The record is from RefSeq and is a predicted model, not a curated record. The transcript has a single exon. The coding region runs from base 143 to 412 and encodes 89 amino acids.
GUCAAUCAUCGCGACAACUUCAUGCUCCAGCAUCAGUUUCGGGCAACUAACGUAGGCAAACAGGCGAGGGCCAAGAGCAGCCGGCGCCUCCAACGACCCGAGAAGUCUAUAGGAGGCCACUGCCUUCGUUCUGCUCUCAAAAAUGCCUGCUCGCCUUGCGGAGAGGGAGGUCGAUGGGUCGAUAUUGCCCAAACGCACGACACCAUCGGGGCGAAUCUCUAGGCGAGAACCAUCCUAUGUCGUUAGGGUAGUUUGCUUUUCUUGUUUAAAAAAACAGCUGGCCGUAAGUUUAGAUGACGAUGUCCUCUGUCCAGACAGAUGGGGUAAAUUUGGCGCCAUCGGCGUGUUAUUCCACAUCACCUUACACGAGUACGGCUAUACAUUUGUAGCCAAAGGUGUCCGAAGCGCAUAAGCGCAGGUUCUAGCACGCGAGCAUUCUGUGUAUGAGCUAAUUACUGACCUCUAAGGCCACGUCGUUCUGGUGUAUCUUGGGUUCAUUGACCUCACACGCGAGUACACGUCCUGCUUUGGCG